Molecule: messenger RNA, 1065 nt
Organism: Frankliniella occidentalis (western flower thrips)
Lineage: Eukaryota; Metazoa; Arthropoda; Insecta; Thysanoptera; Thripidae
Product: basic proline-rich protein-like
Exons: 2
Coding region: 343-1065 (240 amino acids)
Biological process (GO): regulation of transcription by RNA polymerase II; neuron differentiation
Cellular component (GO): nucleus
Molecular function (GO): DNA-binding transcription factor activity, RNA polymerase II-specific; RNA polymerase II cis-regulatory region sequence-specific DNA binding
Source: RefSeq, a predicted model, not a curated record
CUCUGCUCCGCAGCCGCGCCGGCCGCGCUGCGCCCCGGCUCCGUGCGCCCCGCGGACCGACCAGUGCUGCCGCUCGCCGCCGCCUUUAGGCGCUGCCGCUCCGAGCGCUCCGCUGGCUCCGCUGCGCCCCGCUGCGCCGCUGUGCGCGCUCCGCCGCGCUCCAGCCCGAGGCAGCCAGCAGUUGAGCCCGCGACUCGUGCAGGCACUCGUCCGAUGGAGCGGCUGCGGCGCUAGCGCGCUAGCGGCUUGCCACGGCUCGGGCCCGGGCUGAGGCUGUGCUCCGGUACCGGCGGCGGGCCGGCUCGCCCCUGGGCUCGCCAGGCGUUAGGCCCCACCGGCACCAUGGCGUCGUCCUGCCUCCUCAACUUCGCCCGCUACCCCCCGCAGCCGCAGGGGGCGGCGCACCCCCAUCCCCCGGGCGGGGCGCACCCCGGGGCGUCGCCGCAGGGGUCGCCGCAGUCCCCCGUGGACGUGAUCGCCGAGGACGACGACGACGACGAGGUGCUGAGCGUGGGCUCGGAGCCCCGCGCGCCUGACAGCGCCCCCGGCAGCCCGCGGAGCCCACCGCGGAGCCCCUCGCGAAGCCUCUCCAGGUGCACGCGCAGCCCGCGCAGCCCCGGCGGCCUCGACGAGUGUUGUGACUUACCCGGCAUGAUGCCCGUGCCCUGUGUGCCCACCAUCGGCGCCCUUAAGUUCAGCAUUGCCAACAUCCUAAGGCCCGAGUUCGGCGCGGGCCGCCCCUCCAGUGGUAGCAGGACGCCCUGCCGGACUGCGGGGCCGCCCCCCUCCACCCCUGCCUCGGCGCUGCCCCCUGCCCCCAUAGACUUGUCGAGGGUGUCGUCCACUCCUGUGCAGCCACCCCCGCCUCCCCCCUCCGUGGCCUCCGUGGCCUCAUCGUCCUCGUCUUCCUCGUCGUCCACGGACAACGGCUCUUCGUCGUCCUCCGCGGAUCCGCUGCUUUGGCCUGCCUGGGUGUACUGCACGCGGUACUCGGAUCGACCGUCCUCUGCAAUCUUCAGAAUCUUGCAAUCUUGUAAGGCUUCCUCUUUUGAGGGUGUUCCAUAG